ACCCGGAGUCUUGAAAAGCCUUUACAGUUGCAAAAUGCAACUUUGAGCUACGCUUGCCAUGUGCAAAUACGUGGGCUUCUGCCAACCCCAGAAGGUACUGGAGAAAUGCAGCACAUACAUUUCUUUUGCUUCUUUUUCUUUGUAAGUCCACAGCGUUAUAUUAUAGAUUGACUCUAAUUUCCUCCACAGCUUACCUCUUUGUGUUGUGCUGGCUUCCUUUGCAUUUUGAUUGCUCUCUCUCCCCCUGUAGCUGAUCAAAUCAUAUCACUGAAUUUUACUUCUUUUUUUUCUUCUUCUCUCUUUUUUUUUUUUUUUAAAUUUGCCAGCCACUCACAUGCACACAUGGCAAGGAGCAGCCUGACAUCAUUUGACAUCUCCUUGCUUCCUCAUUUCAAUAUUAACUGUUUACCAGAAGAGAAACAGGUUUGGGGUUAGGGUGCUGAGUGCAUGCAUGUCUCUGCGUGUGAGCAAGAGCUUUUUUGCCCUCUGACCCUUCACAGCCAUAGGUCAUUACGCUGAGCUGCCUGAAACUGCCCAAUGCUAUUUUUCACCAGCUUGACUUCAGAAGAGACAGGUCUGUGGAUGUGCUUCACUUUCUGCUUCAGCUGGGGUACAGCAACAAGGCUCAGUGCUGUGGCUGCUGCUGCUCUCAUCCAAGAACAAACUUGCUGAAGGAUUCCUCCCCCUCCGCACAGCAAUAAUAAUGACACAGCUGCAGUUUAAAGAUGCAUUUUGGUGCAAGGAGUUCACCUUCCACACUGGCUAUGAGGUGCUCGUACAGCGGCUGUUGGAUGGGAGGAAGAUGUGCAAGGAUGUGGAGGAUUUGCUCAAGCAGAGAGCACAAGCAGAAGAGAGAUAUGGGAAAGAACUGAUUCAAAUCGCCCGAAAAGCAGGAGGACAAACAGAAGUCAACACACUGAAGGCAGCAUUUGAGACUCUCAAGCAACAAAUCGAAAGUGUUGGAAACUCUCAUAUCCAGCUGGCAGUAAUGCUGAAGGAUGAACUGAAAGGAAUAGAGGAGUUCCGAGAAAGACAGAAGGAGCAAAGAAAGAAGUAUGAGUCUGCAAUGGAGCGCAUACAAAAGAGCAAACUGUCCCAUUAUAAGAAAACAAUGGAGUCAAAGAAGACCUAUGAACAGAAGUGCAAGGAGGCGGAUGAGGCUGAGCAGUCCUUUGAACGGAUAAGUGCUUCAGGCAACCAAAAGCAAACAGAAAAGAGUCAGAACAAAGCCAAGCAAUGCAGAGAUGCAGCAAAUGAAGCAGAGAAUGUGUACAAACAGAACAUUGAACAGCUGGAUAAGGUCAGGACAGAGUGGGAACAGGAACAUAUCAAAACCUGUGAGGUCUUCCAGCUCCAGGAGUACGACCGCAUCACCAUCCUCCGCAACUCGCUGUGGGUUCACUGCAACCAGCUCUCCAUGCAGUGUGUGAAGGAUGAUGAGCUAUAUGAAGAGGUUCGGGUAAGCUUGGAGAACUGCGUUGUAGAGUCAGACAUGGACUAUUUCAUUAAGACUAAAAUGACAGGAACACAACCUCCAGAUGCAAUAGGAUAUGAGAACUACUACAGCAGAGAACCAAACAGAAGCAACAGCAGCCCAGCCCAGACUUGUGGGAUGAUGAAGAGAUUCUCCGGAUUACUGCAUGGAAGCAGCAAAAACAACACGGAAAGUGCCACUCCUUCAGCCCCUCCUCUUGCAGAGAAAACAGAUGGAGUCUAUGCAUCCAUUUAUGUAAAUGAACAAGCUGGAAUCACAUCAUCACAGGACUACAGAGUACUCUAUGACUACACAGCCCAGAACAUGGAUGAACUGGACAUCAGUGAAGGAGACAUUGUAGUUGUCAUUGAAGAAAACGAGGAUGGCUGGUGGACAGCAGAAAGGAAUGGGCAGCGAGGCUUUGUGCCAGGGUCUUACCUCGAAAAGCUUUGAUGAAAAGAAGCCCCAGUCGUCAGACUUUAAAAAUAUUCUAUUACUGAAAACAAACAGCACACAAGGUCUGCUUCAGCUGACCAAGGGCAACCCAUAAUACUGUCUUCUACAAUUACCAGUCAGGAAAUAAUCAACUGACCACGCUUUCCUCUUCCUUCCUGCUGCCCCAUCCCAGCACCUCCUGGCCUACACUGUCUGCAAAAACUGUCUUCACCUCAGAGAGGUUAGGACUUGUGUUUCUUACCACAGUUCUUCCUACCUUCAGCACACUGUGCUGCCAUCAGUGUUGCAAAGCUUGGCGAAUGUGGGAGGAAAAUCCUGCCCAGAACUUAACUGCACUAAAGGAAAAAGAUCAAGGAAACAAAUGCUGUUUCUCCAGGAUGGAGGCCCACCUCCAGCCAGCCUGUAAGCCACCCUCAUGGUCACAGCAGCCAUGUUCUCUGCCAUGGAUCCCCUUCUCUCACUGCACAGGCCAUGCAAGCAUUUUUGACAGUGGGGUGGAAAGCACACUCAGAAAGCAGAUAGCUUUGAUGUUGCACGGUCUUAGCUGUGCAAAGCAAGGAAGAAGCUCUCUUAAGUUCCUUUUAACAGCCCCCUUUCAAGUUCCCCUUAUAGCACGUGUGUAACCAGGGAGAAAGGUGGGGAACCCUCCAGUGUUCUUUAUCAGUGUCACUGAUGAAAAUACAAAAAACAAUGAAUGCAGCUAGAGAGGAACACUCGAAGGACCGAGACACAUCAGUAGUAAGAAAACAUCAGGCACUCCCUAUCAUGGCCAUCUCCUAAUACAAUGAAAUCCAUGCUAUCCAUGGCUCUGCUUUGCACUGGAUUCUGGGGCAGCAAAAUAAGGACAGACGAUGAGCCCAAGCAUUGCUUUUGCCUUGGUUGGAUGGUUUCCCUGACACCUCCCUGGGAUUUUUCAUGUUUAAAAAAACAACGACAAAACCAACACAGAGCAGUGCUGCACUGCCCUGAUCCCUCUCCUCUGAGCACAAGAGAGAACUGCCAAUGACCUCCUCAUGUAAUCUGCAUACCUGUGUCAUCAGUGCAUUCUCCUUUCAACUCCUCUGUCCACCUGGCUAAUCCUUUCCUCCUCUUCUGCCUGCAUGCUCUUCUGUCUCUGCUAUCUACAGCCUUUGCACCUCUGGGAUUGCUGGCAUAGGCAUGUCCUGGUUCCUUUCCAGGCACUUUUAGUGUGGUGGUUCUUCAACAAACCCUCUUCAAAGAAUUCACACUGUUCAGAUUCAUUGUAUUUCACAGAUUUCAGCUCUACCCGUCUUUCUAGUUUAGUAUUUAAGAACGUUUCCAGCUGCCACUGUACUUAGCAAGGGAUCAAUAGAUACUUUCUGCCACUCCUCCCUUUUCAGUAUUUUGAGAUGGUUAAAAAAAAAAAAAAAAUCGGUGAUUUAAUCUGAAGCAGAGCACGCUAUUUCUGGGGGAAGAAUGACCUUGUUUGCCAAGGUCUUAAAACUGAACCACGUCAAUGAAAAUGCAUCAAAUUGCUACACAAAAGGGAGAGAGCAGGGAGGAACUGUUAGCUAAGACAUAGCAGGAAAGACAAAGAGAAAUCUAGACAGAAGAAAAAGCUGUAAUGGUCAAUGCAAUUAUUCCUUAAAUGAAACAGAAUUAAGGUCAGAGGCACUUACAGUACCUUAUUCUAAUUUCUUGCUUCAAGAAUGGAAUAAAAAUUGCUUCAGGCUCUUUUCUUUUAGUUCCCUGCAGUCCUUUGCACAGGCACACUUGUCCUUCCCACACUUCCCCAAGUUAUUAUGUAGCACAUCUGCGUGAGUGCUGAAGGGCUCUUAGUACCUCGCAUUAGCACAGGCUCAGAGGAACUGCAGGAACUUGAACGGCAUUUAAGGCACUAGGUUGUAUGAACAGUAGUGCUGAAGAUGUUAACGACAGGUUUCUGUGACCACGUCUGAAUCGAACAGUGACAGAAAGAUGGUCCACAAUACUUUCAACUAGGCCUCUGCAGUGUAAAUGGUAGCUGUCAGAGACAACUACAACAUCGCUCAUUAUGUACAGCAUGAGAGGAAACCUAAAGUAUGAGAGAUUUAAUAUAUUUGCUUCUUGAACACUCAAGUCUUUCACAAAGAGAACUGUAAUAAACAAAGAAAUACUUAAAUAAAUUUAGGUAGAUGUUUUGCAGAUUAUCUUAAUUAAAGAGAAAAAAAAACAAAACAAAACCAUUGAGAUGCAUCUCCUCUAAUUAUGUGUGACACAUGGAUUUUGCUAAGACUUCUCACUUCUCUGGGGGCCCAAAGAGCCUCACACAAGACACUGCAGUACCCAGUCCUGGUUACCCUGAAAUCCUGUUACAGAUCAUCUUUGCCUACAUGUACCACAUGGUCUACAUCACUGACAGACAGCUAGUAGCGUGGUAACUGCUGUUUCUACCCCAUCAAAUAAUUUCAAAUUUUUGCUGUUAAACUCAAGAAACUGGUUUCCUUUCUACCUAUCUCUUCUUCUGUCAAGUAAAUACUGUUGUAAGUGCAAGAGGCUAUAGAUAUUUCAAAAUCUACCCAGUGUCAUAGCAUUUGAGUCCCACAUGCUAACUCCAGCCUGUUCAGGAAAUGAAAAAGCAGCUGCAAUGUUUUCUCAUGAUUCAAUUCCUCUGCUUUACAUAGAAGAAUUUUGCUGCUAAGUAGUUACCAAGCUGUAUCUAGGCAGUUUGCCCUAUCAGUGUGGCAGCACUUGUCAGAAAUAGAACAGAGAUAUCAAGAAAUACCCACACCCUCUGAGUACACCCACAUUUUAGGUGUCAUCCACCCCCAUCUGUAGGAAAAGUCAGAAGGUCAAAUGUAGGUUACUACCUUAAUAUUGUCUUAGUAACAAUGUUUCCUCCCCAGUUUGUUAACACUUAGGUAACAAAACUGACGCAUUCAAGUAAUCAUUUAAUUUUCAGUUAUAAUGGGAAACUGAAAUAGGCUCUCUCCAGUGGGAGGCAUUCUUAAACUAAACUCUAACAUUUUUGGCUGAAAUUCUUUUUGGACAAACGCUUCUGAUAAGCCUCCACUUUCAUUUUGACAGCCAUUUUAUGGCAAGGAGGUGCCCAGCAACAUGGAGGGACAAAACAACAGUGGCAAAGUUGUGUGUUUGUCCAGUUAACUCGUAUUUCAUAGCACACCACACUCACAACAAGCAGACUACCUCUUUACUGACACUGCUAGUGCUCUGGCUCUGAGGGCGUUCACACACAAGAAGCUGUUCCCAGAGAGCAAGGAACAUGCUUUUGUCAGCUGCUCUGCAAGGGGGGACCCUAACUACCUAUUUACAGCCUGCGGCUAGUAUGUAUGUACAUACAAACCAAGUAAAGGGAAGUUACAAUAAAGUUACUGAGCUGUUUUUGACUUAGCACUGCAGAACUUCAGUUUGCGCAACAGGCAACAAGUAUUUCAUGCUGAACAAUUUCAGACCUGUAACUGUUAACU
Messenger RNA from Harpia harpyja (harpy eagle), 5358 nucleotides. It is a transcript of the gene PSTPIP1, whose product is annotated as proline-serine-threonine phosphatase interacting protein 1. Gene Ontology annotation, cellular component: plasma membrane; cytoplasm; actin filament. The record is from RefSeq and is a predicted model, not a curated record. The coding region runs from base 704 to 1927 and encodes 407 amino acids. Gene Ontology annotation, molecular function: actin filament binding. Lineage: Eukaryota; Metazoa; Chordata; Aves; Accipitriformes; Accipitridae. The transcript is spliced from 15 exons. Gene Ontology annotation, biological process: actin filament polymerization.